Molecule: messenger RNA, 676 nt
Organism: Rhizophagus irregularis DAOM 181602=DAOM 197198
Lineage: Eukaryota; Fungi; Glomeromycota; Glomeromycetes; Glomerales; Glomeraceae
Source: RefSeq, a predicted model, not a curated record
AUUACAAUGCUUUUAAAAAAUCAGUUCUCAUUUUGUAAAUUACACAACAACUUUAAAUAUUAUGUAAUUUACCUUACCUGUCUUUUUAUUGCAGAUUAUCUAUCUUCUAUCAUCACAAUGGAAUUAACCGUUUAUUUGUUCCGUGAAAAUGAGAUCAUAGUACAAAUCUUCCAUUUUUUUUUUCUUUUCUCCUAUUUUUUUUGCAUGAUCGUUAAUGAAAAGAAGUCGGAUACACAAUCGAUUCUCGUCAAUUGCAGGGGUUAACCUACCGUAUAAACUUAAUGAUCUUAGUUACAACAAACUAAUAAUCAAUUAAAUGAAAUGAUGAUGACUUUUUAAUGUUAAUCCCAGUUUUGCAGGAUCCCCCCAGUUUUUCUAACGUCAGAGACAAAUUGGGUGAUUCAGUUGGGGAGUCUGUGUAAUGUGUAAACACAUGUUAUUCCGUGUGGAAACAUCGGGUGUAAAUACAGUAUAAAAAUCAUAAAUUAUAUCAGAUAUUGAGAAUUACUAUUUUCAUUUUCUGUUGCCUUUUUCAUGGGAUAAAUGUGGUAUAUUCAUAUGAAUUUGUAAAUGUACAAUUUGUACAUAUAAUACAGCAUUAAGUUACAGUGCAUUAAUAGAAUUACUGAUUAUAUGGAAUUACUAUAACAAGUUUCAAAGUUCAAACUGUUAUUUG